Penicillium olsonii is the source of this 1965-nucleotide messenger RNA. NCBI's taxonomy places the organism in Eukaryota, Fungi, Ascomycota, Eurotiomycetes, Eurotiales, Aspergillaceae. The record is from the annotation of a GenBank genome assembly.
AUGAACGUAAAUCAUCAAAGUGAGUAUUUUGACGCGUGUGGUGUAUGCCAAUUGCUCAUGCCGUGCAGACGCGAUCAGUCGCUCACGAUGAUAAUGAGCACUCUCCAUCGGCUGGAGACAAAAUUGGAAAAUAUUCCAUCAUCCAUCUUGAGUGACCUGCAGUCUCUCCGGGGUCAGAUGAGCACACCGGGCCAUGAUCUCCAGAUGCACUCGUUACCUGCCCUGGGGGAUGAGGGUCAGCUCAUGUCAACGUUGCCCACGGCCGGUGACAACUUCACCCCGGCGGCGGCAGGGGAUGGUGACGACUUCGAGCUCGAAGAGAGCCAGAUCAAGCCAGACUCGGCUGGCCGGGUCUCCAUCUCCUUCAGUCAACAUGGUGUCAUUCAGUGGCCUGGUGCCCGACAGAUCCUCCCGAAGCAGUUGCUUGCCACCUACGAGAUGCUCGGGAAGAACUAUGUGAUCGAACUGGAAUCUGAACGACCACCCCUGUCUAUGUUCACCAGCUCAUUUCCUCUCCAAGCGGGCGACCACUGGUUGGAAGUUCUCCCGCUCGCUAUGAUCAGGGGCCUGGCAGAUGCCUUUUUUGACGUUUUCAACCCCUUCACCCCGAUCAUGGACAGGGGGUUCUUCUUCUCGUUUACGCUGGGGUCUGCCAUUGAAAGCGGAUUCGGGUAUAAUCUAGAGAGCUGUUUGGUUCUCAAUGUGUUGGCGCUGGGCUGUUUGGCUGUUCUCGCCUACCAAGAAGGGAAUUACCCUCUGCCAGGCACUCAAGGCCAUCGGUUUGAGCCUCCGGACUGGAUCAACGUUGUCUAUGAAGAGCAGCCUGGUUUGCGGUUCUUUAACGAGGCCCGGCGACGCAUCGGCUUUUUGAUGUGCGACAACGACAUCCAAAGCUGUCAAUUCUAUCUUCUCUCUUCUGUAUAUUAUAACCAAAUCCCUCGCCCUAUGGACUCUUGGGCUAUGAUCCAUCGUGCGGCAACCUGCUGUUUGUCAAUGUUGACCAAUCACCAAGUCAACUUUGAUGUGUGGGAAGGCGACAUGAAAUCCCGCGUAUACUGGAACUGUCUCAUGAACGAGACCAUUCUGGUACAAGAACUUCACCUACCCUCAAGCGGCCUCUCACGACUAGAAGAACAAGUCCCGAUCCCCAAAUUCAUCGGCUUCGAAACAACCGGCUACGCCUCCAACCGCUUCAUCUCAUCCAGCGGAAUCGACGACUCAUACUUCCAAUACCAUUUCCUAGCCCAAGUGGCCCACCGAAUCAUCCUGACCCGGAUCCGCCACUCCCUCUACUUCUACUCCGAUUCAGGAACAUUCCCCCUGCCAGCCGUUAAUACCGAACUCCACCACCAAUUAGAACAAUGGCGCACUAACCUCCCAACCUCAAUCCAAUUCAAUCACGCCCCCUACUCUUCCCACAUCCCCUCCUCUCACCCAACACCCGGAACACCAUCCAUCCACCCUUCCCCCGCCGCAUCAGUCGCAUCUCCAGCUCAGCUCUCCUCCCCAAGACCAAGACCAACUGACCAGACCCGGUCCCGCACUCCAGGAACAGCAGUAACAGACGCCAUGCUCCAUGGUCGCUAUCUCAUUGCACGCUUCCACAUCGGCCGCCCAUAUAUCUACAAAGCUCUUAGCAUCCCCCACCUCCUUACAGAGGAAGACUUCGUGCAGGUUCGAAGUGGUCUCCAGAAUGCCAUGGGAUGGCCUGUUACACAAGGCGUGUUCAGGAGGAUGAAGAGCUGCAUUCCUAUUAGAUUUGCAUUCUGUUCACAGUUCUUUGGUCAAAUUCUUCUCUUCUAUUGUAUAGCCCAUUCGCCGAGCCAGCGUGUUCGUGAGACUCUGCCAGAUGGCUGGGAACGCUGGAAUGAGGAAAUGCUCGGUUUCCUCGAGGAUUGUGCGCCGAAUAGUCCGGCUGUUGCGCAGGAUUUGGAUUUGCUGCGCUCUCUAUGGCCUGAAAAUUAA